AGGGCGCAUGCGCAUCCGGCCGCCGUGCUUGGUGCGUGCCGGGAUUGCUCUUGUCAGGUCCUUUGCCGUGGGGCGGACCGUGUGGCGACGGGAGGAGUCAGCGGGAAGCCGCGGGUCGGAUGGCGGGGGUGGUGAGAAUGGCUGCACCUCCGGUUUAUUUUUCGAAGUGUCCGGCUCCGAUUCGAGGACCUGGGCUUCUGAGGUUUUACUGAGGCCCGCGCUCCACACACUGCGCCUGCGUGGUGCAGACAGACGCUGUUGGCCCUGAGCGUUGAGCAUUGACCACUUUCUAGCCCGCGAAGCAUUCUGGAACCCCUGAACCUGACCUGGCAGCAUAAUGUUGGCAAGCAUGGAUUAAUUGGCUGAGAACCAAAAGGAAGAGAGGUCAAAGACUAAUGGCGAAGAGAGCCUUGUGCUGGGGCAGUCAGCAACACAUAGCACUAGGAAGAAAAUUUGCAAAUCCAAACAUCAAGUCAAGAGCUGAACAAAUCCUUUAGUUGAUCCGAACCCAAAACGCAUCGGCAUUUGAAAAUGGAAGCGGAAAUCUCCAUUCUGAUGGGCAAAAAGACGUACAUAUGUCCUGUGUGCGGGAAGGGGUUCACCCGUUCGUACACCCUGUUGAGACACCAGCGAGUUCACACCGGGGAGAAGCCAUAUACGUGCUCCAUGUGCGGGAGAGGAUUUACUCAGUCGACCCACCUCAUCGCACAUCAACUUGUCCACACCGAUCAGAAACCCAUCAAAUGCUCUGACUGCAAGAAGAGCUUCAAAAGCAGGGCUCACCUGCUGAAACACCAGCACGUGCACAGUGAGGAGAGGCCCUUCGUCUGUUCUGUGUGUGGGAAGGGGUUCACCUGUGCCUCCAACCUCACCGCGCACCAACUGGUCCACACUGACCAAAGACCUUUCAAAUGUUCAAACUGCAAAAAGAGCUUCAAAAAGAGAAGUCACCUGCUAAAACACCAAAAGACUCACACUGGAGAGAGGCCAUUCACCUGCAUGCUGUGCGGGAAGGGAUUCACCCAGUCAUCCAACCUGACGGCCCACCAACUAGUUCACACUGAUGAGAAACCUUAUACCUGCUUUGAAUGCGUGAGGGGCUUCAAGAGUAAGCAGGAACUACUGAAACACCAGCGCACUCACAACGGGGUGAGGCGGUUCACCUGCUCCCAGUGUGGGAAGGGGUUUACUGUGUCGGGUGACCUGCUAAGACACCAACGCAUUCACACUGGGGAGAAACCAUUCAACUGCACUCACUGUGGGAAAAGGUUCCGCUGCUCCACCAACCUCAUCAGGCACCAGCGGGUUCACACGGGUGAGAGGCCGUUCAUCUGCUCCGAGUGUGGCAAGAGGUUCACCCUGUCAUCGUACCUGCUGAGGCAUCAGCUCACCCACUCCGGGGAGAGGCCGUUCACAUGCCCCGUGUGUGGGAAGGGAUUCACUCAGUCGUCCAGCCUACUGCGACACCAGCAGGUCCAUAAGUGACUGCCGAGUUGUAUUGUUCUGUACUGUUGCUGUUAUUCACACCCAGGACUAAAUGCCCUCCAACUUGAGAUAUUGGUGCUCAUCUAUGUCAUUGUUGGGAAUGAUAUCUUGUUGUGCCUAUAUUGUCGCGUUUAAUCAUAUCUGGUCAGAAACUUGUUGAACAAGUUAGGUCUUUAUU
Molecule: messenger RNA, 1663 nt
Organism: Amblyraja radiata (thorny skate)
Lineage: Eukaryota; Metazoa; Chordata; Chondrichthyes; Rajiformes; Rajidae
Product: zinc finger protein 34-like
Exons: 3
Coding region: 532-1485 (317 amino acids)
Biological process (GO): regulation of transcription by RNA polymerase II; embryo development
Cellular component (GO): nucleus
Molecular function (GO): RNA polymerase II transcription regulatory region sequence-specific DNA binding; DNA-binding transcription factor activity, RNA polymerase II-specific
Source: RefSeq, a predicted model, not a curated record